AAGAUCAGGAGACAGGCAUUUAAUGGAGCACCGAUACAAUGGGAGCCAGCAAACGACCUUAAGUUUGGCGAGUUAAUGUUAGCUUUGUAACUAUUAACUCUGUGUAAUUGUGCCUGUAAUGGCCUUGGCAAACCAUUGAAAUACAAACAAUUAAAGGCUAACAUUUCGAUCGAAAAUGAUCAGAUUUGCGUUUGGAAGAUGCAUCAUUUCUGGGGUUCCAGUGUGGAGAUGCCUUCAGCAGACAACCAGAGCACCAAACACAGUGAAAUACACAACCAGAGCUCAGCUGCUGUUCCACCGUCCAGCCUCCUCGGGGUUAAUGCCAUCCAGACUAACUUCCACCAGCAGGUUUUUGAGCAUCAGGCCCCUGAGCUGGCCUGCCUCACGUCUCUGCCACGGGGAUUCGCAAAGCACCUCAGAGAGAGCGGAUAAAAAAGGGGGUUUCAGUUUGAGGACCCUCGCCCAGGCUCCCAAACCAGCUCUGUACCUCGGUUUCUCUGGGCUCAUCCCUUUCCUGUCCGCCCCUCUCCUGAUGGCUGCCACACAGUCCUUCUACCCCGAACUGGCAUACGCUCAAGUGGUCUACGGAGCCUCUAUUGUCUCCUUCCUUGGAGGUUCCCGCUGGGGGUUUGCCAUCCCUGCUGGUAGUCCUGCUCAGCCUGACUGGAUGAAUUUAGGCAACAGUGUGGUGCCUUCGCUUCUGGCCUGGCUGGCUCUGCUCUGCAGGGACAAUAUUGCAGAGGGUGCCCUGGUAGUUAUUAUGGGACUGGGUCUCUCGCUGCACUAUGACCUGACCCUGCUGCCUGGCUACCCUUCCUGGUUCAAAGCAAUGCGAACCAUCCUCACCCUGGUCGCCACCUUUUCACUGGUGGCUACACUGACAAUGAAAAAGUUCUGCACUGAGAAGAAGAUCAGAGAGAUUCAGAACUGAUUUAAAAGGACAGUUUGUACUUUGAGCCACAUGGACUUUAAUAAAAAUGUAGAAUAAUAA
Messenger RNA from Morone saxatilis (striped sea-bass), 991 nucleotides. RefSeq names its product transmembrane protein 69-like. The coding region runs from base 176 to 931 and encodes 251 amino acids. The transcript is spliced from 3 exons. NCBI's taxonomy places the organism in Eukaryota, Metazoa, Chordata, Actinopteri, Moronidae. The record is from RefSeq and is a predicted model, not a curated record.